Molecule: messenger RNA, 279 nt
Organism: Macadamia integrifolia
Lineage: Eukaryota; Viridiplantae; Streptophyta; Magnoliopsida; Proteales; Proteaceae
Source: the annotation of a RefSeq genome assembly
GUGACACGUUCACUAAAAAAAAAUCCUUUUGUGGCUAAUCAUUUAUUAGCAAAAAUUGAUAAACUCAACACGAAGGCAGAAAAAGAGAUAAUAAUAACUUGGUCCCGGACAUCUACCAUUAUACCUACAAUGAUUGGCCAUACAAUUGCUAUUCAUAAUGGCAAGGAACAUUUGCCUAUUUUUAUAACAGAUCGUAUGGUAGGUCACAAAUUGGGAGAAUUUGCACCUACUAUAAAUUUCCGAGGACAUGCGAGAAAUGAUAAUAAAUCUCGUCGUUAA